AUGAAGUACGCUCUCAGCCUGUGUGCAAUUGCAGCUGGAGUCACCGCACUACCUCAAGGUCCAGCACCAAGCUACGGUGGAUCAUCGCAAUCUCACGAUUCUUCGAAGUACGGCCAUGGCCAAGGUUCAUCGAACAAUGGCUCCAAUGGCGUCGUUCCAUUCAAGUUUCCCCUGGCCAACGGGUUCCCGGACAUCGAUAUUCCCUCAGAUGCUCUGAACCAAAUCCAGCUCCAAGCCCACGGCACUCUCCCCAACACACCCCUUCCAACCUCCCUUUCCGACGCCGGAGCCACAACCUUCCAAGCCAUCGCCUUCAACGAACUCUUCGAAGUCGCCUUCUUCACCUCCCUCCUCCAAAACCUCACCUCAGACACCUUCUCCCUCGGCCCCUCUCAAUACGCCAAAAAUUUCAUCAUCGAUGCCCUCACCGCCGUUCAAGCCCAAGAAGAACUCCACCUCCUCGGCGCCAACGCCAUCCUUUCCAGCGCCAAACGCACUCCCAUCCAACCCUGCCAAUACAUUUUUCCCGGCGUCGACAGUUUCGAUUCUGCGAUCUCCACCGCCUCCCUCUUCACCGACGUCGUUCUCGGAACUCUGCAGUCCGCGGAAAAUACCUUCGCAACCAAUGGCGACGAUGUCAUUCGUCUCAUUGCCUCUAUCAUUGGCCAAGAAGGAGAACAAAACGGUUUCUAUCGCGUCUUGGGCAAGAAGAUCCCAUCAGCUUUACCAUUCCUCACUGGAAGUUCUGGGAUCUUCGCUUUCUCGGCUUUGAAUCAGAUCUUCGUUGUGCCUGGAACUUGCGGUAAUCUUGAUGCGAUCAACGUUCCAAUCUUGUUGCCUCUGACGGUUGUCGAUCCUCCCAAGGCAACGGAUUCGGAUGUUCGGUUCAAAUUCCCAUUACACUCUGAUAUCGCGACUGUGGAUAUCGCAAAGGUGGUCAAAGAUGGGGAUUAUUCGGGUUUGAAAUUGGUGCUGGUGAAUCAGCAGAAUAAGCCGACUGUGGAGGAUUUGAAGGAUAUUAAGGUGGAGGAUGGGGUUGUGAGCUUUACUGCUGCAUUCCCAUUCAAUGAGAAUGAACUCAAUGGCUUGACUAUUGCUGCUGUUACUGCUGGCAAGAGUGACUUUGCCAAUCCGGAUGAAGUCGCUGCUGCCUCUAUUGCGGGUCCUGGACUUAUCGAGAUCAAUUGA
Cercospora beticola is the source of this 1188-nucleotide messenger RNA. RefSeq lists its product as uncharacterized. The record is from RefSeq and is a predicted model, not a curated record. NCBI's taxonomy places the organism in Eukaryota, Fungi, Ascomycota, Dothideomycetes, Mycosphaerellales, Mycosphaerellaceae.